Molecule: messenger RNA, 2342 nt
Organism: Ornithodoros turicata
Lineage: Eukaryota; Metazoa; Arthropoda; Arachnida; Ixodida; Argasidae
Product: solute carrier family 22 member 6-like
Exons: 11
Coding region: 166-1968 (600 amino acids)
Biological process (GO): transmembrane transport
Cellular component (GO): membrane
Molecular function (GO): transmembrane transporter activity
Source: RefSeq, a predicted model, not a curated record
UGCAAAUACACGGUAACAGCCCUGGUGAAUUUACUUUUUCUCCGUCGUCAAAAGUGGCAUCUCCCUUCGUGUUUCACGGCCACUGGGUGCGUUAGGAGGAAGAAGAAGCGAACAACGGCGCAAGCUGGUCUUCGGAAUAUCACGGAAUACCUAUAAUCGCCUGGAAUGAACCAUAUGACCAAUCCUACAGGUGCUCCACCAGAGAUUCCGGGGUCGGAGGUAACCACACAGAGCAUUCAACAGCGCAGCACGCACCAGAUGUCUUCAGAUAUCGAUUUGACUUCAGUCUUAGGAGAAACGACCACAUAUCAAAGUCUGUUACUGGCUCACUGUAUGCUCGCGACGAUGCUGUUCUCCAUGAAUGAGCAGUGGCCCCUUGUGGUGGCCCCUGAACAGGACCACUGGUGCUCUCCUCCAGAACACAUGAACAUCUCAACAGAAGCUUGGAAGAACAUGAGCAUCCCUAUCCAAGAUGACGGAACCUACAGCCAGUGCGAAAUGUACCAAGAAUACAACUCAUCUCGCCCUAAUCGUUCAACUAUUCGUUGCACAAAGUGGCAAUAUGAUGAAACACGCCACACUGGAACCGUCACUCAAGAGUGGGACGCCGUUUGUGAUUGGGAAUGGAUGCAUUCUUCAGCUUUGGCGAUUCACAUGGGAAGUGCUCUAUUGGGAUUGGUGGCAUCGGGGAUCCUUUCAGACAGUAUCGGGCGAAAACCGGUAGUGUGCGUUUGUUCCGCUGCGAGUGUCAUCUUCAGUGUUGGCGUACUGAACAGCAUAUCGUUUGCUCUGUUUGUUUGCUUCCGAUGCGGGGUCACCUUCACCCUGGGUGCAGUCGCGCUGCCCUGCUACAUUUUAGUCAUGGAGUUAAUACCUCCCUCUAGCCGGGGUCUCUACGGCGCCCUUACCUUCACAGGCUUUGAGGUCGGCGUCAUCAUGGCGAGAGCUUUUAUGGACAUGUAUUUCAAGUGGAGGACGUUGCAGGCGAUGUUCCUCCUCUUAAUGUGUUUCCUCCUCGGAAGCUUCGCGUUGAUCGAAGAGUCUCCCAGGUGGCUCAUCUCGAAGUGGGAGUUGAAGAGGGCUGAAGAAGCUGUUUUGGCAAUAGCCAAGGUGAAUGGAAGAAACAUCGAGCACGCUCGUGAAUCGUGGCGUAAUUACACGACCUUAGUAAAGCAAGAAGAAGGAAUGAUAUGUGGCGCGCUUGACGUGUCGUAUACAAAGAUCCUGCUUCAACACAAGCUCUUGCACGCGAACAUCAUCCUCAGCUAUGCGUGGUUCGCAACCUGCUUCACGUUCUAUGGAAUGACGCUGGUGGCAACAGCGGAGAAGGACUUGCAUUGGGCUGUCAGUCUCUGCAUUCUAAUUCCACGCCAGUACAUUGCCUAUUUAUGCGUUGAGCAGUUUGGACGAAGACCUACCCUCUCAUACUCGGUGCUCAUGACAUCAGGUGCCAGCGUGGCUGCAAGCUUCAUAACAUCAGGUGACGAGGCGCUACACUAUGUGCAGAUGACGUUGAGAACACUCGCUCUUUCUUCUAUCGGGGUUUCUGUGACUGUCGUCCUCCUGUACAUGGUGGAAAUGAACCCGACCUCUGUGAGAACUAUCUCCGUCUGCAUGUGCUGCGUCUUCUCCAGAGUGGGCGGAAUAUUGUCAGUUCUUGUUGGAAAACUAGAAAUUGUGUCUGGAGAGGUGACUCAAACGGCGCUAUAUGCGGUGGCCUGCAUAGUUGCUGGAUUUCUGGUAACCGGGCUUCCCGAGACAAGAAUGGUCAUUCUACCAGAGGUGAUCAAGAAGGAGGAUAUCUUUCGAAUAGAACCUCUUCGGGUUGGAAAGGCUUCCAAGAGAAGACUGGAAGAAACUACGAAAUCUGUGACUCCUGUAGAGGAGAGAUCACUUGGAGAAUUUCCUUUCUCUUCGGAACGAGCAUCUCGAAUGAGUUACCUGAAGGAUAUAAGUAGCGCGCUCUAGCGAGUCAAGCUAAGGGCUCAUACAAUAAGGACACAUAAGGGUUUUACCAGAACCAAGCCUGGUGAAAUGCGAUGAAACGAUGCAUGAUCUUAUAUGUAUAAUAAUGUAGAUAAUGCGAUUACACAUACGAUACCGAUUUUCUCGCGUCCGUUGUUUCGCUUAUUAUUUAUUUAUUUUACCCUCAAGGCCCAAACGUGCAAUACAGAGAGCAGUUUUAAAAAAAUAAACAAUAAAUAUGACAUGGAGCAUACAGCAACAAUUCGUAUAUUAGUAGUAGUUUAUCAUAAUUAUGGUAACAUAUAAUAGCUAUAACAUCACGUAUUACAAGUGCACUCUUAAAAAUGAGGGGGGGGGGGGUGUCGAGGUAGCUUGCC